ACAUGUCCUAAGUGCAGGAGGCCGGCGGCCAUUUUCUUGUAGACCAGUCCGGCAGCUGAAGAAGCAAUAGGUUUCCUGGCCUUGUAGUGACGUUAGGAGCGGCGGCCAUUUCCCCCUGGUCUGAGCUCCGCCUUCCUUCUAUCAUUCCCACAAGGCAGCAGGAGCAGAGAGCAGCCAUUGCUGUGUCUGGCAGCAGAGAACUGAGUGUUUACUAGGCGUCACAUGAGAAUGAGAUGCGUCACUGAUUCCCUGAGGAUGGGGAACAACAGCAGUCACAUGACUGAGAGGAUACUAAAUCUCACCCUGGAGAUCAUCUACCUGCUGACUGGGGAGGGUUAUACAGUAGUAAAGAAGACACCCGGUGAAUGUGAGACACCCAGCAGCUGCCCCCAUGUGUCAGGAAGACUGAGUAGGACCCAGAGCCCCAUAACGAAGCCUCCACCUCACUCAGUGAUACAUGAGAGGCACAAUGAUCAGAAGAUCCUGGAACUCACCAACAAGCUCAUUCAGCUGCUGACUGGAGAGGAGGGGGAGUAUAUAGAGGAACACGGGGGUCUGUACAAGGACGUGAUGAUGGAGAAUCACCAGCCCUGCACAUCACUGGAUGGGCCCAGUAACAGAGAUACACCAGAGAGAUGUCUCCGUCCUCUGUAUUCCCAGGAUUGUACAGAGGAGAAUCACAGGAUCGCACAGGAGGAUCAGGGUGAAGAUCUUACAAAUAGAAAGGCAGAAGAAGAGACGUAUGUGACUGAUAUAAAGGCAGAAGAUAUAGAGGAAGAAGAAGAGAUGUAUGUGACUGAUAUGAAGGCAGAAGAUAUAGAGGGAGAAGAAGAGACGUAUGUGACUGAUAUGAGGGCAGAAGAUAUAGUGGGAGAAGAAGAGAUGUAUGUGACUGAUAUGAAGGCAGAAGAUAUAGAGGGAGAAGAAGGGACGUAUGUGACUGAUAUAAAGGCAGAAGAUACAGUGGGAGAAGAAGAGACGUAUGUGACUGAUAUGAAGGCAGAAGAUACAGAGGGAGAAGAAGAGACAUAUGUGACUGAUAUGAAGGCAGAAGAUACAGAGGGAGAAGAAGAGACGUAUGUGACUGAUAUAAAGGCAGAAGAUACAGUGGGAGAAGAAGAGACGUAUGUGACUGAUAUGAAGGCAGAAGAUACAGAGGGAGAAGAAGAGACGUAUGUGAUUGAUAUGAAGGCAGAAGAUACAGAGGGAGAAGAAGAGACGUAUGUGACUGAUAUGAAGGCAGAAGAUAUAGAGGGAGAAGAGACGUAUGUGACUGAUAUGAAGGCAGAAGAUACAGAGGGAGAAGAAGAGACGUAUGUGAGGGGUGAUCAGCAGUGUAAGGAGGAGGAAAUCCCUACAGAUAUCAGUACAGCAGAUGGCGGCACAAGCAGGAAUGCCUUGGAGGGAAAUCUUAUAUUGUCUGCAGAUACUGACAUAGAAGAUAACAUCACACAGGAUUCUCCAGGAGACAACCCCGUUAUGCUAAAUAUACAUCCAGUACCUCUCAGCGCAGAUAUAUCAUCUGAUUCCUCUAACUGUGAGGACUGUUCUCCUGAUACCUCAGAUUUUGUUACACAUCGUGUAGCUUAUACACCUGAUAAAGUAUUUCCCUGUUCUGAGUGUGGGAAAUGUUUUACACUGAAACCAAAUCUUGUUGCACAUUUGAGAUGUCACACAGGUGAGAAACCAUUUCCAUGCUCUGAGUGUGGGAAAUGUUUUACAAAUAAAUCCGAUCUUGUUAAACAUCAGAGAAUCCACACAGGUGAGAAGCCAUUUCCAUGCUCCGAGUGUGGGAAAUGUUUUACACACAAAUCAAUUCUUGUUAAACAUCAGAGAAUCCACACAGGUGAGAAGCCAUUUCCAUGCUCUGAGUGUGGGAAAUGUUUUACACAGAAAUCAACUCUAGUUAGACAUCAGAGAAGUCACGCAGGAGAGAAACCAUUUCCCUGUCCUGAGUGUUGGAAAUGUUUUACACGCAAAUCAGUUCUUGUUAAACAUCAGAUAAUCCACACAGGUGAGAAACCAUUUCCAUGCUCUGAGUGUGGGAAAUGUUUUACAACUAAAUACGAGCUUGUUAAACAUCAGAGAAUCCACACAGAUGAGAGGCCUUUUCUAUGCAGUGAGUGUGGGAAAUGUUUUACACUGAAAUCAAAUCUUGUUAGACAUCAGAAAAGUCACACAGAUGAGAGGCCAUUUCCAUGUUCUGAGUGUGGGAAAUGUUUCACACAUAAAUCAGAUCUUGUUCAACAUCAGAGACGUCACACAGGUGAGAAACCAUUUCCAUGCUCAGAGUGUGGGAAAUGUUUUACAGUGAAACAAAAUCUUGUUGCACAUUUGAGAUGUCACACAGGUGAGAAACCAUUUUCAUGCUCCGAGUGUGGGAAAUGUUUCGCACAUAAAUCAGCUCUAAUUUUACAUCAGAGACGUCACACAGGUGAGCAACCAUUUCCGUGCUCUGAGUGUGGAAAAUGUUUCGCACAUAAAUCAGCUCUAGUUUUACAUCAGAGACGUCACACAGGUGAGCAACCAUUUCCGUGCUCUGAGUGUGGGAAAUGUUUCGCACAUAAAUCAGCUCUAGUUAUACAUCAGAGACGUCACACAGGUGAGCAACCAUUUCCGUGCUCUGAGUGUGGGAAAUGUUUUACAAGCAAAUCAGAUCUACUUAGACAUCAGAGAAGUCACACAGGUGAGAAACCAUUUCCAUGCUCAGAGUGUGGGAAAUGUUUUACACUGAAACAAAAUCUUGUUGCACAUUUUAGAUGUCACACAGGUGAGCAACCAUUUCCGUGCUCUGAGUGUGGGAAAUGUUUUACACACAAAUCAGCUCUUCGUAUACAUCAGAGAAGUCACAAGAGACAAACCAUUUCCAUGUCCUGAGUGUUGGAAAUCUUUUACAUACAAAUCACAUCUUUUUAGACAUCAGCUUUCACACAGUAGAAAAUAAUUACUAUGAGCUGAUACAAAACAGGGUUGUAGCACAGCUCCUGUCACACAGUAUUUGAACAAUGCAAGUUAACCAUCUGCAGACAAUUGGAAUGGAUGUCAUAUAAGACUGGAGUAGAUCACUUGGGUGAAACUAAAGUGUAAUAACAGACCACAUUAUUGUUUUGUAGCAUCUACAUUUUGUGCAUUUCAGUUAAACACGUAACAAUAUAAAAUGCAUUAUAAUUUUUAAAAACAGAUAUUAUGGAAACUCGGAUAAAAUCCAAAUUUUAGUUGUAUUGGAAUGGUGGAUAAAUGGUGACUCACAAACCACAAAGUAGUUCUUGGUGGGUAGAAACAAAUGAAAGAUGCAGCAGACAAGGAGUGUGGUUUGUAUAGUGCAAUAUGUCGUGGAUUGGGAAGCACUUUCUCCACGUCACACAUAUAUACACAUUUUCCCCAUUGGUAAAUAUAGAAACGGGUAAUGUAGGGUGACUGAGGUGGAGAACGGACUUUCCAGGUCUUUCAUUACAGACAGUUCUAGCUGCAAAUCUUACAUUAAAUAAACAAUUUCUAUCUCCUAUGCCGAGAUGUGUCAUAUUAUAUUGCAGAUAUCUUACUUCACUCCUAGAUUAUAAUGUCUUAUAGGUGAUGCACCUACUUCUAGCUGCUAUAAAUGUGGGACACCAU
Messenger RNA from Pseudophryne corroboree (corroboree frog), 3612 nucleotides. RefSeq names its product zinc finger protein 665-like. The transcript has 8 exons. Gene Ontology annotation, biological process: regulation of DNA-templated transcription. NCBI's taxonomy places the organism in Eukaryota, Metazoa, Chordata, Amphibia, Anura, Myobatrachidae. The record is from RefSeq and is a predicted model, not a curated record. Bases 223 to 2877 code for a protein of 884 amino acids. Gene Ontology annotation, molecular function: RNA polymerase II cis-regulatory region sequence-specific DNA binding; DNA-binding transcription factor activity, RNA polymerase II-specific.